CCUGCCCAGCUUCCAGUCUUGCGCCUUCUCGCGGGCUGGAGGGAGGGGUUCGGGUGUACUCCCUCAACAGGCCGAAGGACACCGGCCCCCGCGGGUGUCUGAAGAAAAAAUAAACUUUUAGUGCGAGGAGUUCUACCCUGCUUUGAGCACAACUUUUCUAAAGGAACUGGUUUGGGGAUCAGCUAGCAUGGAUCUUAGCAGUGAUUACCAAUUCCUCAACAAGAUUCUGGGAAGAACAAUGAAAAUCACCUUGAAAUGUGGCCUCUUCCAGGGGGUGUUGCAGCAUGUGGAUUCCAACAGAAGUAUUCUUUUAAGCAGAGUGAAAAACUUGGAAAGUGGCAGAAGUAUGCCAGGAGUAAAGAUGUUUUUUGGUCAUGAAAUACUGAAUGUGGAACUGCUGGAAGAACUGGAACAAGGGGCAGGAAGAGGAACAGAAACUCUCCCUGGGGACAGUCCAGUUACUGAAGGAAUUGGAAUGGCUGGCAGGGAACCAGUGGAGCAAAGCAGUUCUACUUGCGUUUCCCCAGAGAGCCAGGACACCACCCUAAGUAACUUUAAAUAUAAUGUAGCAGAAGACGAGGAGGAAGGUAUGGAGUACAUAGUCAUUGAUCAGUUCCAGCAGAAAUUUGGCUCAGCAAUACUGCACAUCAAAGAGCAGAUGGUUCUUAGUGUUGCAGCAGAAGGUGUUAGUCUUUGUCGCUAUGGAAAGCUCUGCUGGUUUCAGGUGGCAACAAGGAGUCGGGUUUUCUUAUUUGAUAUUUUUCUCCUGGGGCCUCGAGCCUUCAAAAAUGGACUACAGAUGGUGCUAGAAGAUGAGAAUAUUUUGAAGGUUAUCCACGACUGUCGUUGGAUCUCUGACUGUCUCUCUCACAAGUAUGGAAUCAUUCUCUCCAAUGUCUUUGAUACACAGGUUGCUGAUGUCCUGCAGUUUUCAGUGAUGACAGGUGGCUUCCUUCCACACCGCAUCAGCACCUUGGAGGAGUGUUUGAUACGGCAUUUAAAGAUGUCCCCUAAAUCAGUUUCCUUCAUGAGGCGCAAACAACAGGCAGUUCAGGAAAACCUUGAUGUAUGGUUUGUGAGACCCCUUCCACCUUCCCUGCUGAAAGUGCUGGCUCUGGAGACAGUGUACCUUCUGCCUCUCCGCCUCAUGUUUCUGGAUGAGAUGAUGUCUGACUUAACAACCUUAGUGGAUGGUUACUUAAAUGCCUAUCGGGAAGGGUCAUCAGUUCAGCUGGGGAACACUAAGUCUUCUUGCAUGGACCUGCCAGCGGAACUGCGUCAGCUGGCAGAUUUCCAGAAGUUAAGGAGAGAGAAAGCAGUAAAAGAAUACAGGGUAAAUGAAGAGGGCCUUCUUAUCAGGCCAACACUGGAAUUUAAAGGAAAAAAGGCUGCAGAGAAGGAAGCAAACCAUGGAGAGGAUAAUAGCCAUGUUCUUUCUAGUGAAACAUUACAGAAGACAUCUUUUCACAUGAAGGACCCACCCUGUCAAGAGACCGACAAUGAGGAAGCACAAGAAGAAAAUUUCUGGGAAAAUGAUCAAUCUAGACUUGACUGUAAAAUUCCAUCCUUGGAAGUGGGAGCAGAAGCAGGAGACUUGGUGAACUCUGCAUUGGGGGACUUCCAAGGGAUGCAGAAGGGACAGUCUUCCAUGCAGGAACCUCAAACACCAGCCACUCUGUCUUUACAAAGGGAGAUGAAUCUUUUGUUGAUGGAAGACAAUGAGGAGGGCCUUUCAUGUAGAAAGCAAACUACUAUCUCUGCCUCCAUUUUUCCAAAAAUGAGCAGUUCUCUACAAAAUUCUCACGUUUUAGAACUACCCCCACCUUCUGUGUUGCCCCCUUGGCCAGCACUGAAGACCGCUGUCUUGCAGCAGAACUCUUUGAAGGUGAGCAACAGCUGCGCUCCCCGUUUCCAAGUAAGACCGGAGAGGGAAGGGUUUUCAGCGUUACGCUUUGCCUUCCCCUCAACUCUCGGUUACCGGAUGCCAGCACCAAGCCCUUUGGAUAAGUAGCAGAUCUGUGUUUUUUCAAAAGAAAAAGUCAUUGUCUCUCACUGAUCUGUUAACACAAGUAUCUUCAACAAACUUUUUGUAUUGAGGAAAAAGGAUUUUGCUUCUCAGUUCUUCACUUGUUGAAAUGGCUUGUAGAAACUAUCCCUUUCCAAAUACAAAUGUAAUUGAGACCACAACGGGCUUGCUGGCAGAAAUAAAAAAUGUAACUUGGCAAACCCUCCUAGGCUUGGUCUCCCCUUGGGGUUUGGACAGAUAAACCUUACCAUGAGGUAAACAAGGGUGAGGCAGCAAUUCCACAGUAACUACCCUUGUGCAUGCUCUUAUCCUACAUUAAAGGAAAGCUAACCUGUAGUGGCUUAGCCCUCAGUAAGACAAGUAAGCUAGUGUGGGUAGGAUUUCAUUUACUGUAUGGUAAGAGCCUGCAUGCAGAUAGUUACCAUGGAGUGUCUGAUAUGCUGGUAAGUCCUGCCAUUAUUUCCUCAUGGUAACCUGUUGCUGUGUCUAUGUCGUUAAAAGUUCAGCCAGCAUGGCUAUCUAUCUCAGUUGGAAGGAUGGAAAAAUAUCACAGCCCUAGCUCACAUAGCUAUGCUGGCAAAAGUUCCAGAGUAGGCAGUUAUACUAGAUAAAAGGGUUUUUUUUAUACCAUUGUAGCUGAUUUAGUGUAGGAAACUGGUUGUAAAAUGCAUUGGCAAAAGAACUUUUGCUGGUAUAAUCUGCAUCUCCAUUAGGAGGGUUUGCCAGUAUCACUAUUCCAGCAAACCGUUUCUACUGUAAAUGCAGCUUAUACUGAAAAAAGCACUUUUACUGAUAUAGCAUCUACCAGUUCCCUGAACAAAAUACAUUGUAUUGCCAAGAGCAGUUUUACGCUCACCAUAAUAACUGUCACACUAGGCCAGCAGAAGCUGGGAUAAACAUGACAAAAAAUCACGCCUGACAAAACUACACAAUUGGUAGAAGUUUCUAGUGAGGGUCUCACCUGAGUAUAGAUACAGACGCUUCCAUUUCCAUACACCAUUGAGGAUUCUUUAAUCUGGGCAAAGUUAAGACUGUUCUCAGAUCACGAACAGUCUUGAUUUUGAUGCUUACGUACGUUUAAGUACUGUAUGAUGCACUUUUGAUGUUUUGGAAGAGAAAUGCACCUCACUGGGGUGUAAUGUUGAGGGAGGGGAGAAAGGUAACAUUGUGAAGUUUAUGGGUUGUAAUAGUGUUGGAAUGGGGAGAAUCUGGCCCAUCUCAAGUGCACUGCAAUCUAAGUAUGAGGGCCACACAAUUCUAGACUUAAACUAGUGGCAGAAAAAUGUCUUCAUGUUUCAUAUAACACUUAGGAUUUACACUUUGGAUCACGUUUAAAUGUUUGUUUGCUCCAUGUUGACUUGGACAAAAACUGUUGAGCCCUUGUCUUCCCAGAAUUGCUAGGGGAGAAGUUAAUAUUUAUGUUCACAAAAUUGCUAGUUAAAACUUUAUUAUUUAAAAAAAUAGUAGCAGUACUCAAACCAUGAUUUCUUUUUGGACCUCCUUUAAGUGAAAUUUAGGGGGAGAGGAAGAUGUUUCAGUUAAUGACCAUGCUGGGAGGCAGCUAUUCCUGUGUAAGCUAUCCCUGAGGCAGCUCUUCAGGCCUAAAAUGACAAAAGGUACUGCACGUUCUCUUUGAAAUAGUGUUACGUGUUAAAAUAAAUGCACGUUGCUUUAUUAUAAAAGUUUGAAACAA
This is a messenger RNA of Alligator sinensis (Chinese alligator), 3719 nucleotides long. RefSeq names its product exonuclease 3'-5' domain containing 1 (gene EXD1). The transcript is spliced from 12 exons. Gene Ontology annotation, biological process: nucleobase-containing compound metabolic process. Bases 188 to 2011 code for a protein of 607 amino acids. NCBI's taxonomy places the organism in Eukaryota, Metazoa, Chordata, Crocodylia, Alligatoridae. Gene Ontology annotation, molecular function: nucleic acid binding; 3'-5' exonuclease activity. The record is from RefSeq and is a predicted model, not a curated record.